Staurois parvus is the source of this 159-nucleotide messenger RNA. The record is from the annotation of a GenBank genome assembly. Lineage: Eukaryota; Metazoa; Chordata; Amphibia; Anura; Ranidae.
GUGUCAGUGGGAGGAAUAGUGCCCCAUCAUUGGUGUCAGUGGGGGGAGGAAUAUUGCCCCAUCCUUGGUGUCAGUGGGGGGAGGAAUAGUGCCCCAUCCUUGGUGUCAGUGGGGGGAGGAAUAGUGCCCCAUCCUUGGUGUCAGUGGGGGGAGGAAUAG